Lathyrus oleraceus (garden pea) is the source of this 1086-nucleotide messenger RNA. RefSeq lists its product as uncharacterized. The transcript has a single exon. The record is from RefSeq and is a predicted model, not a curated record. NCBI's taxonomy places the organism in Eukaryota, Viridiplantae, Streptophyta, Magnoliopsida, Fabales, Fabaceae. The coding region runs from base 1 to 1086 and encodes 361 amino acids.
AUGUCUCAACAUCCUUCAUCAUCUGGUUCCAAAUCCUCCCAACAUGCGAAGACUCCAUCUAUGGGGUGUGUAGAUGAAGAUGUAAUGGACGUCACUCCUCUGUGCAUGAUAUCGGGCGACACCACAGGUACCUCCUCCAAUGCUGGAGAUAAGCAAGGUAAUACCUCUGGUAACUCCUCUCUUCCUAAAGACAUGUAUUACACUGAUCGCGCUAUAAGGAGACUGGUUACUAGAAUACUGAGUGAAGGACAUAUAGUUGAAGGGGUCUCUACCCCUCUGUCCAGAAGGGAACCCUCUCCUGAGGGUAAAACCCAUGCUGAUAAAGAUGAUGAUCCAUCUAGAUCAGAAAAAGAGGUGGCAGCUGAAGGGCUUUGCUCUCUAGGUAAAACCCUACCUAGUAAGAAACAAAAUGUGCCUCAAGAAGAUAUUAUUGAUCUAGAGGAAGAAAACACUGAAGGAGAGGAUGAUUCUUUGGUUCAUCUGGUUAAACCGAGCAUAGCUGAGAAACUGAGAGCUAAGAAAGGGAAAAGUAUGGCUAAUAUGAGAGCUGCUAGAGUGAAAACGGCUGCAGGAAUAGGACCCUCAAAACCCUGGAGCAAGGUUGAGGUUAAGAAAAGAAAAGAAAGAGACAACUCUGACUCUGAGGAGGAUGUUAAAGACGAUGUCCCAGACAUCUCCCCUGCAAAAAGGCAGGCUGUUCAAAAAUCUCCUGGCAAGGCUACUGCUGUCCAUAUAGACAAUAUCUCCUUCCAUUUGGAAGAUGGAGCAGCAAAGUGGAAAUAUGUCAUUCAGAGAAGAGUAGCCAUUGAAAGAGAACUUGGUCAAGAAGCUGUAGAGGUAAAGGAGAUAAUUGAGCUGAUCAAAAAUGCUGGGCUCAUGAAGACUGUGGUAACUCUACCCCAAUGCUAUGAGGGGCUGGUUAAAGAAUUUAUUGUUAAUAUCCCUGAGGAUAUUCAUGAUAAGAACAGCAGGGAGUUUUGCAAGGUUUAUAAGAGGCAAAUGUGUAAAAUUCUCCCCAAGUGUCAUCAACAAGUUCCUAGGGAGAGGAAUGAAUGGAGGAGUAGAUCUAGAAACCACAAACAAUGA